This is a messenger RNA of Hippocampus comes (tiger tail seahorse), 2461 nucleotides long. RefSeq names its product BCL3 transcription coactivator (gene bcl3). The coding region runs from base 765 to 2204 and encodes 479 amino acids. Gene Ontology annotation, molecular function: NF-kappaB binding. Gene Ontology annotation, cellular component: cytosol. NCBI's taxonomy places the organism in Eukaryota, Metazoa, Chordata, Actinopteri, Syngnathiformes, Syngnathidae. The transcript is spliced from 9 exons. Gene Ontology annotation, biological process: cellular response to tumor necrosis factor. The record is from RefSeq and is a predicted model, not a curated record.
UGUGUUGACUGUGAUAUUUAUGCUUCCUAAUUCUUGUGAGAAAUCAUAAACACGAUCACCGUCAUCACAUUAAUGAGUAUCAUUAGUGACGCCAAAUGGCAUACAGUAAUGACAUUGUUCAAGGUGAUUUGAGCAAAGUGGUUAUUUCCGGAGGGUGCAUCAAAUUGGUCGUCCUUCGCAUCAUUCACGACCCAAGAAGUAGCUCUCAGUUUCAAAACGGUUGGUUGGUUACCCGUGCACUAGAGGGAAUCUACGUACUGUUGGUGCAAUGCGCAACACACUUUGAGAACCACUACCACUGCAUAUUGUGCUGUAAUACAUUUUGAACUUCUAUGCAAAAAUUCUACCACCCAAGUUGGUAAUGCACUUUUUCUGUACUCCCCCCUAACACACGCACACACACACACACACACACACACACACACACACACACACACACACACACAUCUAUGGUGAGUUACAAUCAUUCACUUUCAUUUUAAACAGAGCGCAAUGGUGAGGAGCACCGAGGCAGUUGCACGUUAACUUCAAAGCAAAAUUUGCAGUCAGCACAAAAGAAGUUGAAGGUGGCUACAUUUUAGAAACCAUUCAAUUCGUAUUCAUUCAAAAAAAAAACACCUAUUACUCCAAAGGGAUUUUUUUGUUCAUGGUGAUAGGUUUUGCCAGCUGUCUGUCCGAUUUUUAUUGUCACCAGAUUUCCAGUGAACCACCGAGACGCACCUGAGACAAUUGACGGGGCAGCGCGCGCGCCUCCCUCCCGGUUGAUGCCGACGGUCAUGACCAUGAACGGUGACGGCCGCUCGCUCGCCGCCGCGCCGCUGGACCUGAGCACCGGUCAGCGGGGGAACACGUCGUCCGCAGCGGAACCAGAAUGCGGAACUUGCCGGAAGGAGACCGUCCGCUCACCUGCGCCGACGCCUCCGCACACUUGCGGCACGUUCGCUGCGGCGCCCGGCUGCCUUCGCAAAAAGCCGGCCGACAAAGCUUCCCUCCGGCUUCCUUUUCGGAAACGACCGAUCACCGUGGAGCCGGAGGAGCGAGCGUCAGGAGAAGCGGGGCCGGCGAGGUGUCUUUCCCGGACUGGAGAGGCUGCUGAUCCGCCGCCGCGAACGAGGACAGCCGAGGGUCGGCUGGCUGUUGCUCGGGUAACCCGGACGCACAGUGACGAGGCUCCGCGCACUUUUGAAGUUCGUCCCGUCCACGCCGUGCCCCCGUUGACUUAUGGUCACUACUCGAUGUACGUCUACCCAGAGUUGGGCCAUCUCGGCUUCCACCACACACAGUACCUGCUGACGAGCGUCGCGCUGGCCACUCGGCAAGAUGAAGACGGAGACACAGCUCUGCACAUAGCGGUGGUGAAAGGAGAGCUGGCCAUCGUGCGGCAACUCGUGCAUCUGCUGCAGCGCGCUGGCAAAAGCCUCGACAUCUACAACAACCUCCGACAGACUCCCCUUCACCUGGCAGUGAUCACUCAGCAAGCCAACAUGGUGGAGGCGCUGCUGAGGGCCGGCUCGGACCCCUCGGCGUUGGACCGCAACGGCCAGACGGCGUUGCACCUCUGCUGCGAAUACGACCAUCCCGCGUGUCUCUCCGUGGUGCUCUCGCUGCCCUCGUCCGCCGCCUGCCUGGAGAUGAAAAACUUUCAGGGUUUGAGCCCCCUCCACGUGACCGUACUACACGGACACCGAGACUUAGCCGCCAUGCUGCUGGCAGCAGGCGCUGACGUCAACACCAUGGACAUCAAGAGUGGCCAGAGUCCCCUCAUUCUCGCGGUGGAGAGCAACAAUGCGGAGAUGGUCCGCUUCCUCAUUGAGAGCGGCUGUGAUGUGAACAGGCCGUCAUACAGCAGCAACACAGCCCUGCACAGCGCCUGCGCGCGGGGCCAGGCGGACGUUGUGCGGGCGCUGCUGAAGAGCGGCGCCGACAGCAGCCUCAAGAACUACCACAACGACACGCCUGUCAUGCUGGCCAAGAACAAAAAGAUAGCAGACAUCUUACGAGGUAGGGGCUCAAAACCCAUACGAAUUCCAGAUCAACGCGACGACAUGUCAGCAUCGCCGCACGGCAGCAACUUGAUGAGUAUCGGUUCCCCAUCUCCAAGCCACAGUGGAGAGUGUUCUCCCUCGAUGGCACCACCCAUCCUACCCUCCGCCGCCCCCCACUCACCAAGGACUGCGCCAAUGCUGGCCUUUCCAUUUUACUAGCACACAGUCCUCGUGCAUCGAAACUGGUAAUUACGCUAUCCCUUGGAGCGUCAAACCACCAGGCAAAAUGACCAAACUUGGAUUCAGGGAUGUAGUCAACAAAAAAGGGCAGCUCCUUUGCACACAGAAUUUAUCGAGUGGAAAAAAAAACAACUACAGUGAACAGCCGGUCCUCAGUUUCAGACGGAGUCGGUUCUUACGCUAACGUACAGGUUAAGUUAUCAUGAAAGUGCCACGUGACCGCCUACAACAGAACU